ACUUAUUAAAUAGGUUUUAUUGCAUGGGGCUAUAACAUGACAGAGUCGAGUGGGAACGAGUGGCAUGUGUUGCCAGCAUUGUCGAGCCUCUUGGGAUUGCACUCGGACGUAGUGCGAUCUCUGCUAGCCACAGGCUUCUAUGCCUUCAUGUCUGGUGCUAUGGCCUUCAUGAACAAGAAUCUGGUGUCUAACUACAACUUCAACUGUCCCAUGUUUAUUCUGCUGAUCCAGUUUUUAAUAUUGGUUUUCUGCUUUGAAGUGUUGAAGACGUGCAAGGUGAUAUCAUUGUCAAACUACUCGAUGAAACUGGGUUCGUCUCUUCUCCUGCCAAGUGUCUGCUACAUCGCCAGUUCCUCCUUUGCGCUCCUCUGUCUAAAUGGACUGAACAUCCCCAUGUACAAUGUUCUGAAGAGACUCUGCCCUCUCUUCAAUGUGUUCCUGGGAUACUUUCUACUUCACAAAUACCACAUAUCGGCCAAGGUCUUCGCUUCUGUGUUGCUCAUUACACUAGGGAGCAUACUAGCAGGAUACGGGGAUCUUUCUUUCCAGUUAGACGCUUACGCCUAUGGAAUUUUGAGCUCAAUAGCCCAGAGCAUAUAUCUACUGAUGGUGCAAAAGUCCUCAAAGGAAGACAAUUUAUCAGUGCUCGAUAUCAGUUACAUCACUGCAGUCAAUGCCUUCCCAUUGUGCCUCAGUGCGAUAUUCAUUUUUGACGAGUUCUCAAAACUUCGCGACUUUCAUGGUUGGUUCCUGGAAGGAUUCCUAUUUCACUUCAGCUUAGUGACAGUAUCAGGUACAGUGUUAGUUUACUCGCAAUUUCUAUGCACAGCAGUAACGUCAGCCUUGACGACUAGUCUAGGUGCUACAAUGAAAUCAGUUUUGACUACUAUCAUCGGCUUUUUCACCUUCGGCGGCGUGCACGUUAACGGGACUGGUUUUGCUGGUAUUAUUUUGAACACUCUUGGUGGUGUACUAUACACGUUCUUCAAGUACAUAGAAUCGCAAAAGAAAUCAACUUCAAAUAUAUCAACUUCAAGUAAAUUAGCUUCAAACACCAGAAAUGAAAAUGUUGGCGUCCGAAAAGAAUCAACCGGAUUAAGUGGGUAUGUCGAGGUUGAUCUGGAUGGCCAUAGUAAUGAUGAUUCGCCAGCAUUGAGAAGGUAUCCUCAAGUUCCCAUGAGUCAUAGUGGAUCUCGGUCAGGUGAGAGGGAUCCUGGCAAAUCUUCGGAAUCAUAGUUUCUUCAUUACAAAUGUGAGAGCAAGUGUUUUGUAAUCGGGAACAAAAGAUAGACAAAGCCUCAAUGUCGAAAAAGUUUAUAUUUAAAAAACUAACUUUACCAA
Molecule: messenger RNA, 1341 nt
Organism: Symsagittifera roscoffensis
Lineage: Eukaryota; Metazoa; Xenacoelomorpha; Acoela; Convolutidae
Exons: 5
Coding region: 37-1236 (399 amino acids)
Cellular component (GO): Golgi apparatus
Molecular function (GO): antiporter activity
Source: RefSeq, a predicted model, not a curated record